GUCGUUGGUGGGGGUGUGGGUGUCGCGGGCCGCGCUUCAGCCUCGGGGCGAGGCUUGUCCGAGAAUCUGGGCGGGGUGUGCCCCAGUCCUAGUCCUGCCUUGCCCGGCUGGAGGAAGAGGGCGGGGGUCCGGAGUGGGGGCCGGGCGCGGCGGGGGCCGGGCACCCCAUCCCCUUGCCUCCGCGGGGUGGCUGCGGGUGGCCCGGCGCCUCUCAGCCCCUCUCCCCGUAGUCGGCUACAGGCGCCACGACGAGGGAGGCCGAGCUGAGCCUGCCCCGCCGGACGCGGCCCGGCGGCCGAGCAGGAGGCGGUGAGGGGACGGGGACAUGGCGGAGACCGGCUCCGUGCACGCCACCAGGUUCGAGGCGGCCGUGAAGGUGAUCCAGAGCCUGCCCAAAAAUGGUUCAUUCCAGCCAACGAAUGAAAUGAUGCUCAAGUUCUAUAGCUUUUAUAAGCAAGCAACCCAAGGACCUUGUAACAUUCCACGACCUGGAUUUUGGGAUCCGAUUGGUAGAUAUAAAUGGGAUGCUUGGAGUGCCCUGGGAGACAUGUCCAAAGAAGAAGCCAUGAUAGCCUAUGUUGAAGAAAUGAAAAAGAUUCUUGAAAGUAUGCCCAUGACGGACAAAGUUGAAGAAUUACUACAAGUAAUAGGCCCGUUCUAUGAAAUAGUAGAAGAUAAAAAGAACAGAGGAUCUGACCUAACCUCAGUUCGAAUGGAGAAAGUCUCUAAGUAUUUGGAAGACCUUAGUAAUGUCAUGACUUCCACUCCAAAUAUAAAGGCUGUGAAUGGAAAAGCUGAAAGUAGUGAUAGCGGAGCAGAAUCGGAAGAAGAAGGGCUUUGUGAAGAGGAGGAGAAAGAACUGCAGCUAAAUGGAAAGGACUAUAAGAAUGUAAAACAAGAACCAGCAGCUGCUAAGGAUUUGGAAAGUAUUGUUACUAAUGGCUGUUACAAGGACAGCUUUAUGCCAGAUAUGCAGAAUGGCAUCCAGACUAAAUCUGCCCUGAAUGGCUUGAACUCAGAGGAGGAAAUAAAGAAAAUGGAGCCAAGCCUGGAAAUAGCUAAUAACAGUGCUCACCAAGGUGCAAAUGAAGAGAAUACUGAAGAGGUCUCAGCAACUCAGCACUUAACCAGUGAUUCAGACAGUGAAGUUUAUUGUGACUCUAUGGAGCAACUUGGACUAGAAGAGCCCUGUGUGGAGAUCAUCACAUCAGCUAAAGGAUCUUUAAAGCAUUCAUCCCAUUUCUUGGAUGUAGAUCACAGUCUUCUCUUAGAAAAUACGGAUUUUCCAAGGCACGCUUGCGUGACUUACAGGAAUCUCCACCCUGGAAAUUCUGUAGAGGGAGCAGCUCAAGAGCAAGGUGAAGUCAAGUGCGGAGGAGAAGAUGGCAAAGCCAGUAAUGGGGGCCCUCACAAGGAGAAGAAGGGUGGAGAGAAAGCAGAUUUCUACAGUGUCAGAAGAGGGAGAGGGCAUAGACUUCAGCCUCUAGGAGAUGGUUCACAAGGUGGACAGAUGGGUAGUGGCGGGGAUGGAGAGCGCUGGGGCUCGGACAGAGGACCCAGGGGUAGCCUCAAUGAACAGAUUGCAGUGGUGCUGAUGCGGCUGCAAGAAGACAUGCAGAAUGUCCUUCAGAGGUUGCAUAUGCUGGAGGCGGUUACGGCAUCACAGGCAAAAUCUGCAACACUACAGUCAAAUUACCAGCCUGCCUCCUCUGUCAAGAAACCAUCAUGGUGGCCCUUUGAAAUUUCUCCUGGUAUUUUAGCUUUUGCUGUUGUAUGGCCGUUUAUUGCCCAGUGGUUGGUACAUGUAUAUCUUCAAAGAAAGAGAAGAAAACUGAACUGAGAAUUCAUUACUUUGCUUAAAGACUGCUAGAAGAUGACCCUGAAAAGCGAAGGAAUUCUGAAUUCUUAUAGAAUCUCAGAAUCUGGGAUGAUGUUCCUGCUGUUAUAGUAAUAUUUUGUACUACCUUUGAGCUAAACAUUUAAGGACUAACAUUAUUGAAACUUGAAUGAUUCACAGCUCCUAGGUUACAAAUAAAAUAAAUUUAAUAAUGCCAUCCUCAAAACCAUAGGAACAUUAAUUGUUUUGGAAUGUGUUUGUGGAUGGGCCUUCAGUAGUUAUUGGUCUUGCUGAUGUCAGAUGAUGAAGAGAAUAUCAUCUUUGUAAAAGAAUAAGUGAAAAAUAUGUAAAGCUGUCACUUUAAUAUAGAAAUAAUUUUACAACCAACAUCCCUGCCUGUUUUUCACAGGGUUACAUAUGAUCAUCACAUGUAAGCACUAAUAAAGUAUGAAUUCAGUACAUUGUUGGAAAAAUAGAGUACAGCCCUAAAGAAUUCUACUGGUUAUUUUUGCUGCUAAACAAGUGUGGGGUGAAUUUCCAUGUAAAUUUGUCAGAAAUGCAGUUGAAUAUACCUCCCUUAUCCUUUGAGGAUGUAAAGGAGAUUUGGGAAUUGAUAUAUGUCUUGAAAGGUAGAGCCAUUAAUAACAGAGGGACUGUCGAAUACAGGUUUGGAAAUUGUGUGUGGUACAAGGGAUCCAUCUAAAGAGGCUGCACCUUAGAUUUUUAACUUUGGUAAUUGUAUUACUGUUGACAACAGCUUGUUUUAACUGAAAUACAUAGUUUAGGCACAAGGUGCUUUAAAAUGAGAUGAAAGCUACUCUGUAAGUAUAUUUCUAGGAUUUUAAAAAGCUCAGUGCACUGUAAGUUUUCUGUUGUCAGUUUAUGUCAAAUUAAAAUAAGAUUUAAUCUAGCCCUAAUCUAUUGUGGACUUUUCCUAAGGCACAUUAUGAAAAAUAUCAUAAUGUUCUGGUGUUUCUUUCUCUGUUACCCGUCUCCUUCCUUUCAAAACAAAACUUUUCAGCUAAUUUUGGUGCUGAUUCUCCCCCCCAUCCCCCACCUCGGAGUAUUUAUUAACCAAUAUACAGGUAACAGUUACAACCUUGUGAAGUUUGCUUGAUUAAAGUAUACUUUACACUUAAGUUUAAAAUAAAUUAAUAUAUGUUGUCUAAUUCUGUGGAAAAGGGAAGUGCACUAAAAUUAGACAGAAAACUAAGGCAUUCAUCUGCUAUAAAGAAUUACAUCAUAAUAUAACCUGUGUUUAAGAUCUAAAUCUUCAGAAAUUUCACCUUACUAUUGAUGUGCUUUCAUUCUCUACCUGGACUACAUCUUACAAAUAGCUUUUGAAGAAAGUUAUCUUUUGUCCUUCCUGAAAAUCUUUUAUAGUUUGGAAAACAUUUUUCAUACAAGCUAUACUGUAUAAAAAUGUGAUCACAGAAUUUAAUGUUUGUUUUACCAGAGCAAUUCUAAUCUUGUUUUUAGUUAUGUGUGUUUUUUUUUAAGAGAUACUUUUCCCCUCUUCUGAUUUUCUUAUUGUAAAGCUGAAUUAAGAAAUAAAAUGUUCAGAACCUCUUUGAA
Molecule: messenger RNA, 3412 nt
Organism: Phalacrocorax carbo (great cormorant)
Lineage: Eukaryota; Metazoa; Chordata; Aves; Suliformes; Phalacrocoracidae
Source: RefSeq, a predicted model, not a curated record